Mercurialis annua (annual mercury) is the source of this 1173-nucleotide messenger RNA. RefSeq names its product EID1-like F-box protein 2. The transcript has 3 exons. Gene Ontology annotation, molecular function: protein binding. NCBI's taxonomy places the organism in Eukaryota, Viridiplantae, Streptophyta, Magnoliopsida, Malpighiales, Euphorbiaceae. Bases 118 to 864 code for a protein of 248 amino acids. The record is from RefSeq and is a predicted model, not a curated record.
AGCCAUUCCUUUUUGCUUUCUCAUUUUUAACUUGUUGUUUCUGCAUUUUUGUGCUCUCUAUAUAUUUAAAGUUAGCAAAUUCUUUUAGGACGAAUCUACCCUUUUCAGGGGGAGACAAUGAUUUUAACAAAGCAAUAUCGUUGCAUACACUCAUCAAGCUGUCGAUGCACAAAAGGGCAUCUAAGUGAAGAUGUGAUUUUUUUAGUGUUUCAACAACUAAACUGGAACCCAAAAAUGAUUGCUACUCUGUCAUGUGUAUGCAAAUGGUUUGAUGAUCUAGCCAAGCGAGUUCUGUGGAAAGAGUUUUGCAGGGGAAGGGCUCCAAAAAUGAUGCUUGAUCUACAAUCCAGUGGAAGUCACAGUGUUGAUGGGAAUUGGAGAGCUCUAGGAAAGUUGCUUAUUUACUGCUCAGGAUGUACCAAGGGCGGCCUGUUCAAUAGCAUUCAUAUCCCAGGUCAUUUUGUUCAUAGAACGCGGUUUUCUAGAACUUCAGGGAAGAGCUUUCUUUUGCCACAAUGCAGAACAGAUAUUUUGUAUGUUUCUGACCCAUGUGAACAUCUUGACCAAGGGGACGAAGGGGAUGUUGGAUUUUUUCGUGGAGUUUUCAAAUCAUUCUCUAUGUCAAAGGUUAGGAAAAUGCUAAUUAAAAGAAGAGCUCAGCUUCAUCCUACAGAAGUAUGCCCUUAUUGUAAGGCAAAGUUGUGGAGCAUGCUGCAAGCAAAAAUGAUACCACAGAGUGCUAGUUGCAGGCUGGGUUCCUAUGAGGAUUGUGUUGAAUAUUAUGUUUGCCUCAAUGGGCAUGUGCUUGGAAUCUGCACCCUUUUACCCUUGUCUGAUUCGGAAGGGGCAUCUGAGUUGGAGUGAUAAUUAGCACAGGAAUCAGUUUACAUCUACAUAUUCCAUAUGUUGAUGAAUCAACCAAAUGUGAACAAGAUGUGAUUUGCUGUCUGGAGCUUUAUCACGCUGAAGCUGAAAUCAUAUCAUCUGAACUUUCAACUAUGAUGUGUUGCUUUCCAAUCUUACCUGGAUAAUUGUGUCCUAAUGAAUGGCCGGAGGCUAUUGCUGAUCAUCUUGUUCCAGUCAUUUGUUACUUUGAGCUUGUAAUACGAUGUACAUGUUAUGUGUAUGCAUCCAUAUAUAUAUAUAAGAUUGGAAUCUGCAAUAAUUCAUACA